Lodderomyces jiufengensis is the source of this 2490-nucleotide messenger RNA. Its product is annotated as ubiquitin-ubiquitin ligase. Gene Ontology annotation, molecular function: ubiquitin-ubiquitin ligase activity. Lineage: Eukaryota; Fungi; Ascomycota; Pichiomycetes; Serinales; Debaryomycetaceae. Gene Ontology annotation, cellular component: ubiquitin ligase complex. Gene Ontology annotation, biological process: protein monoubiquitination; protein polyubiquitination. The record is from RefSeq and is a predicted model, not a curated record. Bases 1 to 2490 code for a protein of 829 amino acids. The transcript has a single exon.
AUGACGAAAGAAGGUCUCACCAAUGAAAAUGAUAAUAAAAUAGAACCGCCACCAUCAUAUCAACAAUCAGAAACAACAUCACCACCACACUUAACACCGAUUUCAUCAAGAUCUUCAUCAUCUCGUUCAAGAAUACCUCAAACUAAAAAUGUACCUUAUCGACCAUCAAAAGAUCAACAAAGACAAAUUGAUAUUUUAUCUGGGACUACAUCAAGUAGGAGACCUUCAGAGCAAGUAAAUACAUUACAUACAACUUCAACUUCAACAGAGACGAAUUAUUUUGAUUUGUUACCUUCUUUUGAAAUGUUUCAAAGUAUACUAAAAAGGGAUGAUAGACAAUUCAGAGAAGAUUUGUCAACUAUUCCACCAGUUUAUGGAGAUACCACUACAACAACAUCUUCAUCGCCUCGAAUGACUCCACAACAAUCAAUUGAUCAAAAUUUAAACGAAUACGGACUAGAAAGAGAACAUGAAAGAAAUAAUAAUCAAGAAUAUAAUUUUGAAGAAGAUCCUGUGGGGAUAUCACCAGUAAUGAGUUCUACUAAUCAAAAUACUGAAGUACAUAAUGAAAAUAUGGCAGUUACCCAAGAUACUUAUGGUCAUUCAGUUCUAGAUAAUAUAGAUAGAUUAAAUCGUUCAACUAAUUCCCCCAUUGAGAUUCAAAUAUAUGUAACAAAGGAAAUACCGUACCCAAAUGUUGAGCAUGAGUUGGAACUGAGAUUGAAGGAGUAUACUAGUGGUGAUCAUGUCAAUGGGUAUGUCACGGUGAUUAAUAAUUCAGACGCGCCACUAAGAUUUGGAUUAUUCACAGUUUCAUUAGAAGGUACUGUCAAAACAACAGAACGGAACCCCAAUGCAUUUGAUUUUCAACAUAAAUAUAGCAAGAUUUUAAUGAAGAAAUUUCUAAAAAUGUAUGAUUUAAAUGCAAGCUAUGGAUAUGGUUAUAUACCCAAUAGUGCAGGUAUAGAAUAUGAACCACUCUCAAGAGAUAAAGUUGAUGGUACAGUGUUGGGAAUACCAGAUAACCGAAUUUUACAGCCUAGAAUUAAAUAUAAGAAAUUUUUCACUUUCAAAUUCCCACAUAGGUUAUUAGAUAAUGUUUGUAUGAAUUCUAUUUUACAACAUAUUCUACCACCACCUUCAAUGGGAGUAGAUAAAACAAGUUUUUUCAAUAGAGGUGAAAGUAUAACUAUGAACAAAGCAUUGGGGUACGGAUCAUUGAAUUUAAGAGGUACUCCCAUUUUAACAAAAGAUUAUAGUUUUGAUGAUUUAAGUAUUGCAUAUACUAUUGAAGCUAAAUUUAUUGAUAAUGUUAAUUCAAAAGAUGCCGUUUCACAUCAAGAAAUUAAUGAUGCUAAAAAUGAAUAUGUUAUAUCUAAAAGUACUCAAUAUUUUUUGAGAUUUAUACCUGACCUAAAAGAACAAGUUGAAUAUUGUAAGUUUCAUAAUGUAGGGAAUUAUCCAAAUAUAGGAGUUGGUGGUAAAUUUUUGGAACAGCUAAAUUACAAUCUUACAUGGAAGUCCAUCAAUUUAGAAAAUGAGAAAAUUGAAAGAGAAAUAGAUCAAAAAUUAACAAAAGAUGAAUUAACUCCAGACAUGUUGAAGUUGAAAAAUUUAACGUUGAAUUAUGAUGAUGAUGAAUUUGUCAAAAAGAAUAAAGAAGAUGCUUUAGUUUCAACUGAUCAUCCUGUUGAAAUAUUUGGUAAAAAGAAGAAAAUGAUUCUUUCAUCAUUAGUCAAGGUAGGAGAACUGAAAAUGUCCAUAAAAUUUCCAGAUAAAGUUAUUGCAUAUUCCGCACCUAGAUUAAUAAUGAAGUAUAAUGCUGGUGAAGAUAACUCUUUAAAACCAGUGACAAGUAAUAUGGAAGAAUUAUACAACAGAAAAGAAGAAGAUCUUUUGGAUUAUUUAGACGUUCAAUUAAUUUUCGAAAGUGAACACGAUACAAAACCACCACCAAUGACAAUAGAUACAAAUAUUAUAAUAUGGUCAUACAAGACCGAGUACCCCUUACCUUUUGAAAUGGGGUACGAUUUUUUUUACAAAAGUCAUGAUAGAUUGCCAAAUGAUCCGGUAGAAACAACACAAAAAAAUUUACAAUAUAUAAAAGAUCAAGUUUCGAAUUAUAUAAAUUUUAUUAAAACAAAUUCAAUUUAUGUAAGUAAAGAUUCUUUCAUGUAUUUAAAAUCAAUACAAAAAUUAGGUAUAAAGAAAGACACAAUUCAACAUUAUUUUAAAACUUCAAUAAAAGAUAAUGAAGAUUGGUCAAUCAAACAAUUACCAAAUAACAAAUUCCAGUGGUCCAAAAAAAUCAAAAUUUAUUUAGAUGUUGAAAAUAAAAACUAUAUAAAUUUAUUACCAACUUUCCAAAGUUGUUUAGUUGGUAGAUUAUAUUGCUUACAAGUCAUGUGUAAAUUUAAAGGUACAAAUAAUGAACAAAAUGAGUUUGCUCAUAAUACUGUUAAGUUAGAUGUACCUGUCUUGGUAGGUUAA